Molecule: messenger RNA, 3345 nt
Organism: Oncorhynchus gorbuscha (pink salmon)
Lineage: Eukaryota; Metazoa; Chordata; Actinopteri; Salmoniformes; Salmonidae
Product: N-acetylneuraminate 9-O-acetyltransferase-like
Exons: 19
Coding region: 66-2594 (842 amino acids)
Cellular component (GO): Golgi membrane
Molecular function (GO): N-acetylneuraminate 9-O-acetyltransferase activity
Source: RefSeq, a predicted model, not a curated record
AAAGCAGAUGCAGGUGUCUGGAUCAACCGCAGGUUUAGUACAGCGUCGGAAAUCGCGCACCGGCUAUGCCCCACACAACAGUGCCAGACAGCGGAUGCGUGGACGCGCGGGUGUACUCAGCCCCCGACCACCCCGCUGUAUCCUAUUUGUCUACUUGUUGUCAUGGAGGAGCCAAGAUGGCGGUCCUGGCCUAUAGCCUAGGCAAACGGGAAAUAAAUCAGUAUUUUUGCAUUAAAAAUGCUAAAUUAUUAUCUCUCGCUGCCGUCAUCCUACUCACCGUGUUUCACACAGUUUCUCGGUAUUAUGGAGGAGGAGACACAUGUGAGUGGUUGCUGUCCAGUGGUCGGUUCUUAGGAGAAAACGUAUGGCAGCCCUAUGGCUGUAUGAUGCACAAAUAUAAAAGCAUUGAAGCAAAGACUUGCCUUGCUGAGAAAAGGGUGGCCUUCAUUGGCGAUUCCAGAAUACGGCAGCUAUUUUAUUCAUACAUACAAAUAAUCGAUCCUACACAAAAAGAGAAUGGAAGAAAGCACGAGAACAUUCCCUUCGAAGAUAGGAGCUCUUCAGUCAAUGUGGACUUCCUGUGGUAUGCAGAGGUGAAUAACUCUCUGAAGGAGCGCUUGAUGUCAUGGACAGAGGAUCCUUCUGUAAAACCAGAUGUAGUCAUCAUCGGAGCUGCCACUUGGUCCAUCAAGUUGCGUAGUGGCAGCAGUGAGGCGCUGCAGCAGUACAGGGCCAACCUCACAGCCAUCUCCUUGCCUCUGGAACAACUGGCUGAGGAUGGGGAGGUCUACUGGGUCUUACAGGACCCUGUCCAUGAGGAAGUUUUGAGUGAUAACAGGAAGAUGAUUACUAACGAGCAGUUGGAGCUGUACAACGAGGCGGCGCUCGGCACUCUGAACAGCAACAGGAAGAACGCCAAGGCCAGAGUCAGGUUCUUGGGCGCCUCGCGCCAGGCUGCCAUGGAAACCAUUGCCCAAUCAGCUGAUGGCCUGCACCUGCCCGAGAACACCCGGAACGUGGGUGCCAUGAUCCUGAUGAACGCUGUGUGCAACAAGGUCCUGCGGCCCAUCCACGGUUCCUGCUGCCAGGCCCUGCCGGCCCCCAGCCUCCUCCAGAAACUGACGGCCUGUGUCUUCCUGGGCUCAACACUGGUAUUCCUGGUGCUUCAUGCUCUGGGCCACAACAGGUACACGCUCCCUUGCACUGGAAGUCCCGGCCCACUCCCCCCCGACGUGGAGAGUGGCGAGGAGAAGCCGGCCACGGCGGCGUCGCCUCUCAGCCACAAGGCUCCGUUCCAGGCCAUGUGUAAGAUGGGCCUCAUCAUGGCUUACUUCUACCUGUGUGACCGGGCCGACGUCUUCAUGAAGGAGCAGAAGUUCUACACCCACUCCACCUUCUUCAUCCCCCUCAUCUAUGUGUUUGUCCUGGGAAUCUUCUACAGCGAGAACAGCAAGGAGACCAAGUUGCUGAACAGAGAGCAGACCGACGAGUGGAAGGGCUGGAUGCAGCUGGUCAUCCUCAUCUACCACAUAUCUGGAGCCAGCGCCUUCAUCCCGGUGUACAUGCAUGUUCGGGUCCUGGUGGCAGCAUACCUCUUCCAGACAGGAUAUGGACACUUCUCCUUCUUCUGGCUCAAAGGGGACUUUGGACUCUACAGAGUGUGCCAGGUCCUAUUCCGUCUCAACUUCCUGGUCAUAGUUUUGUGUCUGGUGAUGGAUCGGCCGUACCAGUUCUACUAUUUUGUGCCUCUGGUCACUUUCUGGUUCGUCAUAAUCUACGCCACCAUGGCCAUGUGGCCCCAGAUACUGCAGAAGAAAGCCAAUGGUAGUGGGAUGUGGCACAUUGGAAUUCUAGUGAAGCUGCUUGGGCUACUCCUGUUCAUCUGCUUCUUUGCGUAUUCACAGGGGUUGUUUGAGAACAUUUUCUCAGUCUGGCCCGUCUCCAAGCUCUUUGAGCUGAACGGAAGCAUUCACGAGUGGUGGUUUAGGUGGAAGCUGGAUCGAUUUGCCAUUAUCCACGGGAUGCUGUUUGCCUUUGUCUACCUGUUGCUGCAGAAGUGCCAGGUCCUCUCUGAGGGGAAAGGAGAGUCUCUCUUCUCCACAACAAUCUCCAACAUCCUACUCCUCAUCUCUGUGGUCUCAUUCAUGACCUACUCCAUAUGGGCCAGCAGCUGUAAAAACAAGACAGAGUGCAACGAGAUGCAUCCCUACAUCUCAGGGCUCCAGAUCCUAGCCUUCAUCCUAAUCAGAAACAUUCCCGGAUACGCCCGCUCUCUAUACAGCUCAUUCUUCGCAUGGUUCGGGAAGAUCUCCCUAGAGCUGUUCAUCUGCCAGUACCACAUCUGGCUGGCGGCGGACACCAAGGGCAUCCUGGUGCUGAUCCCAGGCAACCCCUCGCUCAACAUAAUUCUCAGCACCUUCAUCUUUGUGUGUGUGGCCCAUGAGAUCUCCCUGAUUACCAACGACCUGGCCCAGGUGGUCAUCCCCAAGGACGGGGCCGCCCUGCUCAAGAGGCUGCUGGCUGCCGGGGUCUUCACCCUGGGUCUACUUCUGAUGUCCAAGAGCGCUGAAGGGAACCAGGGAGAAGGCCACUGAGAUGAGGGGAGGGGGUAUCACUGUGGGGGAGAGGUAGACUGAUUUCUAGACUAAUAAGAGUGACUGACUGGUUAGUCUUCCAUGACCCCAGGGUCGUAUUCAUUUGGCACCAAACUGAAGAAAAUUGACUGAUAGAUGUGUUCCAUUGCAAACCUUUUAAAACCUUUUGCUACGGUUUGCAUCAAUGAAUACGACAGAGUUGAACAGGCCAAGUCAAGGAUAUGGCACUGCUGUCUGUCUCUCUUGACUGCUCUGCUCUGAGUACUGGGGUGAAAGUCAUACACUGAAGAGGACGAGGUCCCAACUUGGGCCCACACAUCACUGAACAGCUCAUUAAUAAGGUACUGACUCCAUACUAUAGACAUUUACAAUGGAAGAAGGGUGAGGUGGGGGUGGAGGAUCGGGAGUAAUGGUGGGUUUGAUGAUGUGUGGAUUUUUUAAACAAAUUGCUACCCAGAUGACUCCCUAUGCAGUGUACUAGCUUUGACUGUGCUCUGGUCUAAAGUAGUGCACUAUAUAGAGAAGGGUGCCAUUUGGGAUGCAGGUAGAAACAAAUAAAGUUUGCCUUGUGCUGAAAAGUGAGGUCAGCAGUCACCUAGCUCUGAAAUCUAUGUUUUAUGCACAUUAUUUAAUUAUUUAAAUGAAGCUUCUAUUUUAUACAGGGUUAUUUUUGUUGUUGCUUUUGUUUUUCCAUUUGUUGUGUAUGUGCCCAUGACUGCUGUUUGUUUGUGAAUGAAGUAUUGCCUAGAUA